AUGGUUUCAAAAAUUUAUUUCCUUCUCGUUUUACUGUUGCUUUCAUCUUUUCACUUCACUUUUGAAUCAAAUAUUCUCGAGUCUAAUUUAAAAAAAAGAAACAUUUUAGUAAACAAAGGAAAUUUGAAUGUCUUUGAACAACAAGGUCUUGAUUUAAAGUUAAGGGAAGCGGAGAGUAAAAAAAUUCAAAUAACUAUUAACAAAGAUGGUAACUCUAAUUUCACAACCAUUGCCGAAGCUCUUAGUAGCAUCCAACCACAAAAUACUAGGAGAGUUAUUUUGUAUAUUGGGCCUGGUGUUUAUAGAGAGAAAAUUAUAAUUCCCGGAACAUUGCCUUUCAUAACUUUUGUUGGGGACGCAAAAGAUCUAACGACUAUCACCUGGAACGAUUCAAAUUCUACCAUUGGAAGUGAUGGCCGUCCGUUAGGGACGUUCAAUACUGCAACUGUUGCUGUGAAUGCCGACUAUUUUAUAGCAAUUAACAUGGCAUUUGAGAACACUGCUUCAUAUUCUGCAUCCAAGAUAGAACAGGCGGUUGCACUUCGUAUUUCUGGUAACAAAGCCGCUUUCUAUAAUUGCUCAUUCUUUGGAGUUCAAGACACUCUAUAUGAUCAUAAGGGUCUUCACUAUUUCAAAAAUUGUUUUAUACAAGGCUCUGUUGAUUUCAUCUUCGGUUUUGGAAGGUCCUUAUACGAGGAAUGCACUCUAAACUCAAUAGCCAAAAACAUAGGCUACAUCACAGCACAAAAGCGAUCAAGUUCAUCAUUGGAUACUGGUUUUUCUUUUAUUAAAGGUUUUGUAAAAGGUAGUGGACAAGUUUAUCUUGGAAGACCAUGGGGAGAAUAUUCAAGAGUCAUUUAUUCUUACACCAAUAUGAAAGAGAUUGUUCUUCCUAAAGGAUGGGAAGAUACUAUGAAUGGAACACACUACUCCAAUACAGUAUAUUAUGGAGAGUACAAGUGUAGCGGACCUGGAUCAAACUUUUUAGGAAGAGCUCCAUGGGCACGAAAUUUAACUGAUGAAGAGGUUCAACCAUUUAUUGGGAUUCAUUUUGUUGAAGGAGAAACUUGGCUCAUCAAUCCUAAUUAA
Messenger RNA from Vicia villosa (hairy vetch), 1089 nucleotides. RefSeq names its product probable pectinesterase 53. NCBI's taxonomy places the organism in Eukaryota, Viridiplantae, Streptophyta, Magnoliopsida, Fabales, Fabaceae. Gene Ontology annotation, biological process: cell wall modification. Bases 1 to 1089 code for a protein of 362 amino acids. The transcript is spliced from 5 exons. Gene Ontology annotation, molecular function: pectinesterase activity. The record is from RefSeq and is a predicted model, not a curated record.